Aspergillus chevalieri is the source of this 1587-nucleotide messenger RNA. RefSeq names its product tRNA-dihydrouridine synthase family protein. NCBI's taxonomy places the organism in Eukaryota, Fungi, Ascomycota, Eurotiomycetes, Eurotiales, Aspergillaceae. The record is from RefSeq and is a predicted model, not a curated record. Gene Ontology annotation, biological process: tRNA processing. Bases 1 to 1587 code for a protein of 528 amino acids. Gene Ontology annotation, molecular function: tRNA dihydrouridine synthase activity; flavin adenine dinucleotide binding. The transcript is spliced from 2 exons.
AUGGCCGCCUCCGCCGAAAUACAGCCAGUUUCCGAAGCGCAGAAUGCGCCUGUGGAUGUGGCUCCUCAGCCAAGGAAGAAAUUGCUUGGGAGGGAAUUCUACGAGAGCAUAGGCAGCCCCAAGUACAUUGUGGCGCCUAUGGUCGACCGGUCUGAAUUUGCAUGGCGUAUGCUUACUCGUUCAUUCAUGACGCCGGAGGAUGCGAAACGGCUUCUUUCCUACUCGCCAAUGUAUCAUGCGCGCCUUUUCCGUGAACAGCCUGCUGUGCGCUCUCAGCACUUCCAACCUACUCGCGCUGCAGCCGGUCAGAACGACGAGUCCUUAUUCCUCGACGGCAACCCAUCCAUUGACAGACCUCUGUUCGUACAAUUUUGCGCAAAUGAACCGGACGAUUUCUUAGAGGCUGCACGCCAUGUAGCUCCAUACUGUGAUGCCGUCGAUCUGAACCUCGGUUGCCCUCAGGGCAUUGCAAAGAAAGGGCAUUACGGCGCAUUUUUGCAGGAAGACUGGGAUCUGAUCUAUAAGCUCAUCAACCGCCUGCACACGGAACUACCCAUACCUAUUACAGCCAAAUUCCGAAUCCAGGAGACGAAAGAGAAGACGCUCGAAUACGCAAAAAUGAUUCUCUCCGCUGGCGCAAACAUAAUUACAGUCCAUGGGCGCAGAAGAGAACAGAAGGGACACGCCACUGGCCUGGCAGAUUGGAGCUACAUUCGGUAUCUUCGUGAAAAUCUGCCACCGGAAACCGUCAUCUUCGCAAACGGCAACAACCUGAACCACGACGAUCUGGAACGCUGUCUCGAAGAAACAGGUGCUGACGGCGUGAUGAGUGCUGAAGGAAACCUGUCAGAUCCGUCUAUUUUCAGCAAACCUCCUCCAGUUGGAAGUGAAGGCAGAGAAUACUGGAGAGGGAAGAACGGCAAGGGGGGUUAUCGGUUAGACGCAGUCCUGCGGCGAUAUCUGGAUAUCAUAUACAAAUAUGUUCUCGAAACACCGGGUCCCGAAAGAAAGCCACUCUAUCUCCCAUCAGAUCCCAAAGAAGAGGAGCCGGAGCCGGAGCCCGCAGAAGAACCCGAAGAUGGACCCCCGAAAAAGAAGCAAAAGCAGUCCAAGUCCAAAAACAAGAGACCGAACUCGCCCAGUCUGGGAGUGAUGCAGGGACACCUUUUCCAACUCCUGCGUCCGAUGAUCGGCUUGCACACGAAUGUCCGUGAUGCUCUCGCGAGAUCGAGACCGGGUGACAUGGCCGCCUACGAACAUGUCCUUUCCCUUGUUGAAAAGGCAGUCAAGAGCGGUCUCGACGAAUAUGAGCAGUUCCCCGAGCGCUUUGCGGAAUCCCCUGAUGCGCAAUUGACGGGAUCUAAGGCGACUAUUGCGCAGUAUGGCAGGCCGUUCUGGGUUUGCCAGCCUCAUAUCCGCCCUCUACCUGAAGAGGCUUUGGAGAACGGAGCUCUCAAGUUGAAGAAGAACGCAGUGAAAAACGAGUCCAAAGAAAACAGCUCUGAGGAGAAAGCAACGAACGCCGGUACUGAGCAGCGUGCUGCUGAUCCGGCUAGUGCCUCGACCACUCCUCUGGUGAGUGGCUGA